UGGGGGAAGGGGUCGCCGGCUGAAGUUGACGGAACCGCCAUCUUGAAAAGUGCCCUCCGAUGAUCUACCUUUUCGCGCCUGUCAGAAUCAGUUUUAAAAGCUUUAUUUUCCUUUACGGAAUUUCAUGUUUUUUCAGUGUUCGUUUUGUUAAGGCCUGGGGCUAAUGGCAAGAUAAGCUACAUGCUGGAGACUCGCCGUUUACCGCUGUCUAUCGGUGUGUGCUGUUGAACUGCUGUAUGUGUGCUGUUUGUCAGUCUGUCCAUCACCGCUGUCUGCCUGCCUGUCUGUCCAGCUGGCUAACCUGGAAUGGGCCACAACUCCCAAAGACUAGAACACACCUCUUUUUAACCUGAGCUCCGCUGUCUGGACUCGUAACACUCACAGAGCCAACAUGUUUUGGAAAUUCGACCUCCACACCACAUCCCACAUUGACACGCUGUUAGAGAAGGAGGAUGUGACGCUGACAGAGGUGAUGGAUGAGGAUGAUGUCCUGCAGGAGUGCAAGGCCCAGAACCACAAACUGGUUGACUUCCUGCUGAGACCACAGUGCAUGGAGGACCUGGUCACCUUCAUCACACUAGAACCCAGUACUGAUGUUGAGGAGAAGGUUAAAUACAAGUAUCCCAAUAUAUCAUGUGAGCUGCUUACAUCAGAUGUGGGCCAGAUCAAUGACAGACUGGGAGAAGAUGAAAAACUGCUGAUGAAGCUGUAUGGCUUCCUCCAGAAUGAGCCGCCUCUCAACCCGCUCCUGGCCAGCUUCUUCUCCAAGGUCCUGUCCAUUCUUAUAGGACGCAAGCCUGAACAGAUAGUGGAGUUUCUGCGGAAGCAGGAGGACUUUGUAGACUUGAUGAUCAAACACAUCGGGACAUCUGCCAUCAUGGACCUGCUGCUCAGAAUGCUCACUUGCAUCGAACCACAACAGCUACGACAGGACGUACUCAACUGGCUGAAUGAGGAGAAGGUGAUUCAGAGACUGGUGGACAUGGUACAACCAUCUCAAGAUGAGGAUAGGCACUCCAAUGCCUCCCAGUCACUGUGUGAGAUCAUCAGACUGAGCAGAGACCAGAUGUUCCAGGUCCAGGGCUCCUCAGAGCCUGACCCACUUCUGGCCACACUUGAAAAGCAGGAGACGGUGGAGCAGCUGCUGUCAAAUAUCUUCGACAAGGAGAAGAAUGAAUCGGCAAUUGUCAGUGUUAUCCAGAUCCUCCUCACAUUGUUUGAGACAAGGAGACCAGCGUUUGAGGGUCAUAUGGACUGCCCCCCUGGAAUGUCCCACCCUUCAUUCUCAGUCAACCACAGCAUCCUGGAGGCUGUGAGACCCCGACUCAAAGACUUUCACCAGCUGCUACUGGAACCCCCAAAGGCGAAUGUGAUGAAGACAACGUGGGGGGUGCUGGACCCUCCUGUGGGCAACACCAGGCUCAAUGUGGUCAGACUGGUUGCCAGCCUGUUGCAGAGCAACACACACAGCAUCAACACAGAACUCAUUAACCUCAACACACUGGGAGUCAUACUAGAUAUGUAUUUCAAAUACAUCUGGAACAACUUCCUUCACAUUCAAGUGGAGAUCUGCACAGCCAUGAUUUUGGCUAUGCCCCCGGCCCCCACAGACAUCCAGCCAGACACAGAGCAGGAAAAUGCGAGGGAGAGCAUCCUCAUCAAACAUCUGUUUCAAAGGGGUGUGGAAGGUGGUCGGCGACGAGGCUACAUGGGUCACCUCACCAGAAUAGCCAACUCUAUAGUUCACAACUGUGACAAAGGCCCUAAUGGACCACAGAUACAACAGCUCAUCUCUGAGCUCCCAGCAGAGGACAGAGAGAAAUGGGAGACCUUUAUUUCUGGGCAGCUGUCUGACACAAACAAGAGAAACACUAUUGACCUGGUGAACACACACCACAUCCAUUCCUCCAGCGAUGAUGAGGUGGAUUUUAAAGACAGUGGCUUUCACCAGGACUCCUCUCUACAACAAGCCUUUUCUGAUUAUCAGAUGCAACAAAUGACGUCCAAUUUUAUUGAGCAGUUCGGCUUCAAUGACGAAGAGUUUGCUGAUCAGGACGAUGUUGUGGAUAUUCCCUUUGAUAGAAUAUCAGACAUCAAUUUUUCACUGAAUACAAAUGAAAGUGCAAAUAUAGCUUUGUUUGAGGCACGCUGUAAGGAGAAAAUCCAGCAGUUUGAAGAUGCUGGUUCAGACGAGGAAGAUAUCUGGGAUGAAAAAGAUGUCACCUUCGCACCAGAGGCCCAGAGACGCCCCAGGAGUUCAGGCAGCACGGACAGUGAGGAAAGCACAGACUCAGAGGAGGAGGAUGUGAAGAGAGAUCCAUUUGAAGCUUCCAACCCCAGCACCGAUGACAGAAUGGAGGUCGACACAGGGCCUGUGUGGACGGCCAAUUUUGAUGACAUCCCCAUGGACACGGGUACGUCCACAGCUCCAGCCUCCAGCCCCAACAACCCUGCUGCCUCCUCUCCUUUGUCUCCCUCUUCCACAGAAGACCUCCCGGAGGCAGGCUGGAGCUCCACUCCCCCUGCCCCCUCCAACUCUGAAACAGGCUGGGCUGAUUUCUCCAACUUCACCCCUGUCAGACCCAAAGACCCUCUGAGGUGCAACUCUCCUGUUGCUAUGGAAACCAGCAUAGAGACGAUGGACCCUCUGGGGGUCAAUGCGCCCAUGCAGCCUGAAGAUUGUGAUGGCUGGUUGGGUACCAGUGUGGCUUCUCCCUCCUCCACCACCACACCAAAAGAUUGUGGGAGACCUAAAGCGGAGGAGGAGACGGCUUCUAGUGAGCAGCGCAGCAUCACAGAGACAGUCAUCAAUGGCUCCAUGAAAGAAACGGUCAGCCUCACCGUUGACGCCAAGACUGAGACUGCCGUCUUCAAGAGAGUUUUGAAAUCUUAUCGUGAUGAAGAGAAGAGUGCUUCUUCAGAGAAAUACUCCGUAGUGGAGUGUGGGGAUACAGACAGAACGAGCAUCAACAGCUCAGCCGCAGCCUGCUGUCCCAAAACAGGCAGUGAGAAGCUUCCCAAUGGUCCUCUGGAGGAAAUGUCAGCCAUAGAGGAGGCCAAACUGGACCAGAGUGCCGUGUCCCCGGAGCCAGCUGUAAACGGGCCGGCGUGAGGGUCGCCUAUGCCAGUCAAUGUCCAGCCUGUUCUGCCAUGCAGGGCCCUCCUCCUGGCCAGCCAGCGGAGGCCACUGCUCAGAGCUGUACCAAUCACACGCCCCCACCAGGACCAGCAAUACUCCCAUUGGCUCAUCACUGACAGACAGACAGGUGUACAGACACAGGAUGAACUGAAAAGCAAAAUGAGAGACAUACUCAAAUGGAUACAGAAUAAUUUUUUUUUCUGCAUUUGUUUAUAUACUAUUGUUCUUAUGAGGUGAUGUGCGAAUGAUAUCUUGCCACUCAAAAUUAAAUAGUAAUGUUGCUAUAGUUAAAGAAAUGAUUGUAUGAAUAAAAUAUUUUAUAAAAAGAAAAAUGUAUACAGAAACAUAAGAUGAAUUACCACAGAAACAGGAAUAGCUGAUUGGUGUCUCAACCAACCACUAAGCUGUUGUCACUGGCUGGAUCUGUUAUCCUGCAUUCUUAAUACAACAGUUGCUAUAUCCAAAAUUCUCGCCCACCAUUGGUCUGUGUCUCCAAUCUACAAAUUGAAACACAUUUAAAAGAAAACACACUUAGUUUUAUUUUUGCUGCAGGUAUCAUUUGUAAAUGUUUUUCUCUUGUAUUCUUCUGCAUUGAGUAAGAUUUGACAUGCUUUUUUGGUAUCUAUUUUUUUUUUUUUUAUUUAUUAUGGAAGUAAGAUGAUGGUUAUGUUUUUGUUCCGAAAGAGCCAUACCAACACACCUUGUCCCCUUUUAGCAGGCUGCAUUCAUGCUAACUGGUUUUCUACCUCGCAGCUAGAAGGCCCAACAGGAGAGAGAGUUUGUCGUCAGUGCAGCCUAAACUGGGAGCUGUAAAUGCAUUCUGAGCUUGUGUUUUUAGACCCAACUAAACUUCUUUAGAACCACA
Molecule: messenger RNA, 4004 nt
Organism: Perca fluviatilis (European perch)
Lineage: Eukaryota; Metazoa; Chordata; Actinopteri; Perciformes; Percidae
Gene: ppp6r3
Product: protein phosphatase 6, regulatory subunit 3
Exons: 26
Coding region: 392-3112 (906 amino acids)
Cellular component (GO): nucleus; cytosol
Molecular function (GO): protein phosphatase regulator activity; protein phosphatase binding
Source: RefSeq, a predicted model, not a curated record